Molecule: messenger RNA, 1386 nt
Organism: Marasmius oreades (fairy-ring Marasmius)
Lineage: Eukaryota; Fungi; Basidiomycota; Agaricomycetes; Agaricales; Marasmiaceae
Exons: 8
Coding region: 1-1386 (461 amino acids)
Molecular function (GO): monooxygenase activity; FAD binding
Source: RefSeq, a predicted model, not a curated record
AUGACGAACCCAUCCACCGCUCAUCCUCAGAACCAAGCUGGCAGGCUGCGUAUCGCCAUAGUAGGUGGUGGGAUUGGUGGUUUGACGUGCGCCAUAGCGUUAAAAAAUUGCGAGAAUAUUCAGUUGGAUCUGUAUGAAGCUGCAUCAGAGAUAUCCGAGAUUGGAGCAGGUAUCACAGUCUGGCCGAGGACGUGGGGUUUAUUGCGAGCUUUGGGAUUGGAGGAAGCUUUGGUUAAAGGUUUGGAGGAGCCUCCAAACCUGGGUGAACUUAAGGUCGCGUUCACAAUGAGGAAGGGUGAUCAGCGCCAGGGCGUCCCAAUAUUUGAUAUGAAGAUGAAUGGGGGUUCCCUGAAUUUCCAUCGUAGAGACAUCCAACAGGCGUUACUACAGCAACUUCCUUCGUCCCACAUUCAUUUGAACCAUCGGUUGGUGAAAUGCACGGAAACACCUCAAACGGUACACCUCGAAUUCUUGGACGGUAGUCGGGUUGAGUGUGAUUUACUGGUGGGGGCAGACGGUAUCAAGUCUGUGGUGCGACGUUGCCUGAAAGGUGACAAUCGGUGGCUGCCUAUAUAUACAGGGACUUUGGCAUUUCGGGGACUUGUACCGCGAGAACGAUUGGAGAAGAUGAAUCCUGCGCAUCGGACUCUCAAAUCUCCUACGAUGUAUUUAGGAAAAAAUCGAGUAAGGCGCCAGGUUCAUAAAUGGCCGCAGAAGGCAACUGAGAUUUGUGUUAAGCAUAUCGUGGUAUAUCCGAUCAGCCAGAACCGUGUUAUCAACGUCGUUGCAUUUCAUUCCAAGUUUGAAGACUUCGGUAAACCAUGGAGUGGACCGGAAGUGAGAGACGCAACGAGAAAAGAAGUUUUGGAGGUUUACGAGGGCUGGGAGUCGGAAGUGCAGGAAUUGUUGCAGUGCAUCGAAAAACCAACAUGCUGGGUUAUUCAAGAUGUGAAUCCAUUGGAUUCGUAUGUGGGAAGGCGGACUUUGUUGCUAGGCGACGCCGCCCAUGCGAUGACACCACAUCUGGGCGCGGGUGCUGGUCAAGCAAUGGAGGAUGCGUAUAUACUCGGAGUCGUGAUUUCCGCCACUUGUUGCAAACCCGAAGAUAUUCUCCGCAUCGUACAAACCUACGAUGCAAUUCGGAGACCGUUCUGUAACUAUAUUGUGUCGACAGCAAGGAAACAAGUGAGGUAUUACGAGCUGGAUGCACCCGAGUUCCAGGAUAUGAGAGAACAGGAGGGGGAACGGUUGUUGUCUGCACAGCAAAUGUCGACGCUUGCGAAGACGGUUUCGGGACAUUGGUCAUGGGCGUCUUCGUCUGUAGAUAGGGAUUGUCAACAAGCCGUGGCGAUGAUAACUGGAGGGUCGAAGAAUCCUAAACUCUGA